AUGAAGUCGGAGGAUAACGGGAGCGCCUCAGCUCUGGCUGGCGAUCAUGGUGGAGUCGAUCAGGAUACCCCAGACGCGGGCGAUCGCACGGAGCAAGCGAAGCACAAGACCAACGGCGCUACUGAGAAUGCCCCAAAAUCGGCCAAUGCGAAGGAUCCGUCAAGACCACGAAGGAAGAAGGCAAGGAGGGCUUGCUUCGCUUGUCAACGGGCGCAUUUGACUUGCGGUGACGAGAGACCGUGUCAGCGCUGUAUUAAACGGGGUCUUCAGGAUGCGUGCCAUGACGGGGUGCGGAAGAAGGCUAAAUACCUGCACGAUGCGCCGGAUGGAGCGUUGAUGCCUGGAGUUGGGGGGAAUUUCUACAACAACGCGAUGCGAAAUAAUUUGCCCUUGUCUCGAAAUGGUGCCAAUACAGUGAAUACAUCCUCUCAGCAGAAUUCGGGGUCCAAUUACUAUCCCACGCCUCAAUCGAACUCUUACAAUGUCUAUCAAGAUACCCCUCUGACACAGAAUUCUUUCACUUCGCAAUCCCCCGUUUCCCCAACCUUCAACAUGAAGACCACUCCGACGGCUCGAAGUAACAGCUUGUCGUCCGCAGUGAACCAACAGCCUCCCAACACAACCGUAUCAGGCGCCACCCAGAGUCAGAAUCCCUUCGCGGGACCAUUCUUUGACCCAAGCGAUCCUGCUCUCUUCAACUUUGACCUUUCUAGCAUGAACUUUGAGAAUCGCUAUGGUGCGUUGGAGUUUGGGAUGCUCGGCCAUAUGGCGACCGGUGCUGGUGACUCUCCCACUGAUUCCGCCACGCAGCGAGGAUCGAUCGGCCGGAGUGGCUCCACGCAGUACUCUACGACACCCAUCACUGGGGCCCCUGGCUUUGGGGAGAGUCCUGGUAACCAGCAACCUUUCAUUUUUGGCAACGAUCCGCUCCUGAACGAAUGGCCAAAUAGCCAGGCUCCAAAUCAAGGGCAUCUGAAUGUCAGCGGCGUUUAUCCCCAGGGCGGCAUGAUGCACAUGGCCAAGUCUGAUGCGCCACAUGCGUUUGCCAUCGAGAGCGGACCGGCUAGUUUCUCCAGCCCGAGUGCGACAACCAGCCCUCAUAUCAACAGCGGGUACGAUGACAGUUCGCUGAGCAAUACGGUCGUGAACAAGUCAAACGGCUUAACUGCCAACGGACAACGGCCGACGAUCACGACGCCAAGCCUGAAGCACCAAAGCCUGCAGUUUGGAGUCAAACGACGUCAGCGGAACCCGUCGACUGUGUAUGAGAGCGUGAAAGAGCCGUACGCCUAUACGAACCGCUUCCACAAUCUGACUGCCUUCAUCCAACGGCGUUUUACCCCGCAAAAGACCUUGCAGAUUGCGAAAGCGUUAGCGUCGAUCCGGCCGUCCUUCAUUGCCACGACCAAGACGCUUAACCGGGAUGAUUUGAUCUUCAUGGAGAAGUGCUUCCAGCGGACGCUCUGGGAGUAUGAGGACUUUAUCAACGCGUGUGGGACGCCAACGAUCGUCUGCAGACGUACCGGCGAGAUUGCAGCGGUCGGCAAGGAGUUUAGCAUCCUCACCGGCUGGAAGAAGGAUGUGUUACUGGGCAAGGAGCCGAAUCUCAAUGUCAACACCGGAGGCGCAUCGGUACCCGGUUCUGGCACCACAUCCCGCGGCAGCUUUACGCCUCGAAGUUCUACGCUGGAAAAUGCCACUCCUGGACGCCCGCAGCCUGUGUUCCUUGCUGAAUUGUUAGAUGACGACAGCGUGGUAGAAUUCUACGAAGACUUUGCCCGACUGGCCUUUGGCGACUCCCGCGGCAGCGUCAUGACUACAUGCAAGUUGCUCAAGUACAAGACCAAGGAGGAUAUGGAGCUUGCACAGUCUGAUGACAAUCAGAGGUGGAAUAAUCACCUGCGCAAAGGUGGGAUUGCCGGCGAGGCGGGGAUGAAUCAGUUAGGUUUCAAGGAUGGCAAGGUCGAAUGCGCCUACUGCUGGACAGUGAAAAGAGACGUAUUUGACAUUCCAAUGCUUAUUGUGAUGAACUUCUUACCGUGCAUAUGA
Molecule: messenger RNA, 2049 nt
Organism: Aspergillus lentulus
Lineage: Eukaryota; Fungi; Ascomycota; Eurotiomycetes; Eurotiales; Aspergillaceae
Source: RefSeq, a predicted model, not a curated record